GUGAAUGAAAUCUGUUGUCUUGUCACCCGAAUCGGUCUAUUGCUCAUCUCAAUUUACAAUUAUUACAUCUCAUAAAAUUUUAUCGAGAUUAUUUUCAACCACUCAUUUUUAAAAGGCUAUCUAAUCCUUAGUGUCUACUUCACAGCCUUCUUUUACAGUAAAUAUGUCAGGCAUUGGUGAAGAAAGCCUCGUACUCAGCUUAAUCUCUUCGAUAAUUUCAAUUAUCGAGACUACCAAGCAAGUCUACGAUGCUAUUGAGGAUGAAUCCGGUCUCCCAAAGAACUUCAAGAAGUCGGCGACAAAACUCCCUCUCAUCUCCCAGCUUUUUGAAGAUACAGAAAGAUAUAUUAAUAAAGCCACAGAUGAGUCAAUAAAGGCUACAUUUACAACUACUUUAAAAAAUUGCAAAGUUCAGGCCAUGCAACUUCAGGAGUUGUUUGAAAAAGUUAUGCCAAACGGGAGUGAAUCGAGGUGGGAUCGAUAUGUAAAAGCUGCUCGGAUAAUUGGAAAGAAGGGCUGUGUAGAGAGUUUAGUUGGGGGGAUUUUGGACGACCUGCAACUCUUGGCAACUCGCUUUCCACAAGUAAUAACAUCAAGAGGAAAAGAAAAGUUGGAAAACACAAUUGAAGAGGUUGCUAAGAUGGAACCUUCUUUACCUGAUGGCUUCGAGCAGAUGCCUGCGUAUGCACACUACGGUAGCGGUGCUCAAAACAACAAUACUGGUGAUGGAAUUCAGAACAAUAACAAUGGUGCGGGCAACCAGAACAAUGGUCCAGGCCAACAGUUCAUUGGUACCAAUCACAUCAUAAUAUCACUGUCGAUGAUAUCAAUUGAUCUUGUCUCCACGAUUUGCGUUGUCCUGAUAUACUGGCUGUUAAUAGUCGACUGAAAGAGAAUAAGGACAAGUUGCUCUGUCAAUCCAUUGACUGGAUUCUUCAAGACCCGCAAUACAUUAGCUGCAAAUGCAGAGGAGAUGUCUCUUUACUCUGGAUUAAGGGCGGCGCCGGCAAAGAUGAGUCGACCGUAGUGACUUAUUUCUUCUGUCAAAAUGCCGAUUAUGAGCUCAAUACUCUUCAAGCAAUCAUCAAGGGUUUAAUCCUGCAAUUGGUGGAUCAACAAAAGGAGCUCAUCGAAUAUUUGCGAGAUCACUGGGAUACCAGAAAGGAGCAGUUUAAUAAAGACAUGACCUCGUGGCGAACGCUAUGGGAAAUCUUUUACAAAAUGUUGUACCGAUGCAAGUGCCCGAAAAUAUACUUGAUCAUAAAUGCUUUGAACGAGUGCCAAGAUGAUAGCAUGGCCGAUCUCCUAAAGCUCAUUGUACGAACAGGACUCGAUCGUCCGUCAAAAAUUGAGUGGCUGUUAACAAUUCGGCCAUUACACAGCGCUGAAUGGGAGUUAUUAGUUGGAUUUGAGCAAGUGAUGAUCAACUUAAAACUUAAUUCAACACAUAUUUCUAAGGGCGUAACGAGUUAUGUUGUUAAUAAAGUGGCGGCGCUCGAUCAUCGCAACGCCUAUGGACCAGAUCUCUGUCAAAAGAUAAAGAAUGGGCUUACUGAAAAGGCUGAGGACACGUGUAUGUGGGUAAGUUUGGUAUGCAAGGAACUCGAGAGUGUACCCCGGGACAAGGCAUUGAAUAAAACCCAAGAUUUUCCGCCAGGUUUGCAUCUUUUUUAUCAUCGUGCGCUUGACCAACUAAGAAAAGGUGAGCCAGAUAUUGUAAAAGGAUGCAUGCGAUUGUUGAGGGUGAUGAUGCUGGUUUAUCGGCCCCUGAAUGUGAUGGAAGUAGAUGGCGUAUUAGGUCUGUCUAACUUUGUCACUUCUGGAGCGCUGGUCGAUCGAUGUGCUUCAUUUUUGAAGAUGCGAGGAACUGAUAUCGAAUUCGUUCAUCAAUCAGCUCGAGACUACCUCGCUGGCGAGAAUGGAAAGUCUAUACUCGAUACUACUGAAUUAUAUGGACAUAAUGAGAUCGUAGUCAGUUGUCUGUCUUAUCUAUCUCAAAAACUCAAGGUUAAUCUUGUUGACUUACCGCGACCUGAUUCAAUGUGGCCAUUCAUGGAACGGAAUGAACUCUUGAGAAGCUUGGAUUACUCGGCCACAUUCUGGGCUCAACACCUUGAGGACGCCAGGUGGGAAAUACCAAUGCAGAGGGCACUUUUUAAGCAAAGAGUAAUUCAUACAUUCCUUUACUCCAAAUUUCUAGAGUGGCUAGAGUGCCUAAGUUUGUUAGACAAACUUCCACGUGCUACCGAGGCGCUAGAAAUAUUAAAAAAUAAAGCAGAUUUAGAGGAUAAUGUUUCCUUAUCGAUGCUUGUACAGGAUGCCACAAGUUUCUUGUCUCGAUGUUACCGAAAGAUAAACUUUUGGCCAUUACAAAUCUAUAGCUCUGCGAUGGUUUUCAGCCCUGUGACAAGCAUAAUAAGGAAGAGAAACUUAGAUAAGCUUCCUGUGUGGCUCAGAAAGUUCUCUCAAGUGGAAUACCCGUGGUCUGCUCCAAUAGAAAUGUACACAGACUAUUCUAAUCGUGUCCGGAUCAUAACAUUCUCACCAGAUGGCAAGCAAAUUGCAUCUGGAUCCAAUGAUAAGACAAUAAAGCUAUGGGAUUCUAUCAAUGGUAAUCUCCGAAAGACGCUUAUAGGUCAUACCGGUGAGAUUACAGCUAUAGCAUUCUCACCAGAUGACAAGCAAAUCGCAUCUGGAUCUAAUGAUAGAACAAUAAAGCUAUGGGAUUCUAUCAAUGGUAAUCUCCGAAAGACGCUUAUAGGCCAUACCGGUGAGAUUACAGCUAUAGCAUUCUCACCAGAUGACAAGCAAAUCGCAUCUGGAUCUAAUGAUAGAACAAUCAAGCUAUGGGAUGCUAUGACUGGUAAUCUUCAGAGAACACUUAUAAGCCAUUCCGGUGAGAUUAUAGCUAUAGCAUUCUCACCAGAUGGCAAGAAAAUUUCAUCUGGAUCUAGGGAUCAAAGGAUCAAGCUAUGGGACAUCGCUGAAGUCCUCAAAGUCUCUAGAAUAUUUGAUAGCAUAGUUGGUCGUCAUGUUGAUUUCCGCAAGUGGCAAGAGAUCGAGAUCUCAAGUGUAGCAAAAUAUUUAAGAUUUUCUCUAGAUGGCCGACACUUUAUAACAGAUCUCGACCUUAUUAAAAUCGAAAACACUAUAAAUACGCAAAGUCCAGAUUAUCAGCCAUUACAACCCCUCUUCGCUAACCAGCGUUGGAUUUCGUAUGGAAAGGUAGCUAUAUUUCGUUUACCGCAGAAAUUUUAUGGAUAUUGUUAUGAUACGAUAGGUGAUCAAAUAGCUAUUGGGUGUGAAAAUGGUCACGUUUUAAGCUUCGAUAUUAAUCGUGUAAGCUUGGACUCAAUACUCAAGGGCUCGGUGUAACAAAAACCCAAGUUUUCCUUCCACCGCUAUUAUAUGAGAGACACAGGGUGCAUACAUCACGACAAUACAUGAUACGAUUACUUGAGAUUAGUAUACGAUCUAGGUGGUCCGGGUAUCAGGUCUGGUAAGGCAUUAGGUACGAAGGGUUCAUCAAUCAAUUAAGGUUAUUGAAGGAAUGAAUGUAAUUUUUAUUAUCUACUAGUUGUGGCUAGGUCAUUCAUUUGUGUAUAUAGCCACUCCCACCUAACCUACAGUUGCUCUUCGCCUGUAGAUUGUAAGUAAUUACGAUUGCUCGUA
Messenger RNA from Botrytis cinerea B05.10, 3672 nucleotides. RefSeq lists its product as hypothetical. The record is from RefSeq and is a predicted model, not a curated record. NCBI's taxonomy places the organism in Eukaryota, Fungi, Ascomycota, Leotiomycetes, Helotiales, Sclerotiniaceae. The transcript has 5 exons. The coding region runs from base 164 to 889 and encodes 241 amino acids.